GCCAAAUUUUUGCGAUACCUCACAUAUCUUAUCAGUUAUUACAAUCAAUCAGUUACAAAAAUUCGGUGAAAACAUCUAGUUUGAGAUUUAUUAUGAUGUCUUUGUUUGGUGUUAACAUGGCAGUGCCGAUCAAAGAGAAUAUAAGAGAGAGUCGGAUUUACAUUCUUUCGAGUGUCGAAAAUGUGGAAAAUCACACUCUUGACAAAAAGUAUCUCUUCUUUAAAACGCUACAAUUGAUUUUUUCGUUAUGUUCGCUGAUGUUGUUUGCAUACGGAAUCAGAGCAACAGAAAAUGAAAUCGAAGAUAUGUUAAAAUAUGUUGUUUUGGGAGGACUCACAAUUUAUCCUUUGCUUUUUAUUUUGCUACAAAUUGAUGUAAAACGGCGUCCACUGAUUUUUGCAAUGCUACAGCAAUGAUCACUUUAUUAGCAAUCGGUGCUACCGCUGUAUCGUCAUUGUGGACCAAUAAAAGUUAUUUUUUUCCACCGAUUGAUAAAGAACGACAUUAUGAAUCACUGAUGC
Tribolium madens (black flour beetle) is the source of this 521-nucleotide messenger RNA. RefSeq lists its product as uncharacterized. The transcript has 3 exons. The record is from RefSeq and is a predicted model, not a curated record. NCBI's taxonomy places the organism in Eukaryota, Metazoa, Arthropoda, Insecta, Coleoptera, Tenebrionidae. The coding region runs from base 93 to 416 and encodes 107 amino acids.